AUGGCUGAGCCGGACUAUCUGGAGGGGGACUAUGAGGAGAUGAUCAAACCCAAGAAGCUGUUGAACCCAGUCAAGGGCUCCAGAAACCACCAGGACCUCCAUCGAGAACUCAUGAUGAACCAGAAGAUGUGAGGGGACUGGGGACAACACUGGGGCAACACACACUUCACCUCUCAUUCUUCCCCUCCAUUUCUCCUGCUACUUCUACAUUUUAUUUCCCAGUUGUCUAUACCCUGAUCCUCGUCUUACUCAAGAGGGAAACUGUAAACAAGUUUCUAUUCAUACAACACCAGUUUAUCUUCCUUUGACUGACCCAACGUGGGCAUAUCACUGUGUUAUGGUAGACAUAAAUCCUGGCUCGGACCGAGGAUGGAUGAGAUCCAAGUCAUUCAUGAGGUUGAUAUGAACAGUAUAUAACCCUGGCGUUCAACUCUGCACACAGACUUUAUUGAUCUGUCAAAGGUUUAUCCUUGCCUACUGUUUCUGUUUAUAAUCCAGUGUUUGGGUUGUUUUCCGUCUAUUGGUUAAGGUGAGGGUUGAGUCAGCUGAUCCUGGAUCUGUUGUUAGAAGUGUGUGACUGUGUGCUAAUGCAGCGUGUUGCUAUGCUAUUACAUCGUGUAUUGGGGGUACCCCCGUGGGCGAUGCAUAACAGUACUGUUAUGUAAACCUUAAUGCAUGAAACUUUAAUAAGAAUUAUUAUAUAAAACCUUUAGUUCAUUCUACUGUCUCAGAAUUAUUACAUAACAACCUGCACUUACUGCAUGUAAAGGUUCCUCCUGCCUGAACACUUUCAAUAUUAUUAUAGCAAUACAAGCACGCAACAAUCUUUUUUUUACAAUCUUGUUUCCAGUGAAAAGUUCUGCACUGAGCGGGUGGGUAAAAUAAAUGGAUGGGUCUUGGUGAAUUGAGAAAAAAGAUUUUUGGCUGAAUGUUUUUGUAAUACCUUGAGUUGCCACUUGGGAAAAUGUAAGUUAAAGAAUGGACCGUGGCAGCAAUUCACACUGGUUAUGCGUGCAUGCUCGUGUGCUUGCAUGCAUGACUGUGUGUGGCUUUGAUUGAAAGCAUCAGUGCUGAGGCUCAAAUAGUGUAUUUUCUCAUGCUGAAUGGACAAAUGCCCAAAGCCUUGUUGCUUGUUGUUGUUAUGCUAUAUAUAAGCACAGUGUGUACUGUUGACAGCUGUUACGUCACUGUGCCCUGUCUGUUAGCACCCUGCACAGAACCAUGUGGAUUAUGGACAUGAACACAGAACUCUGGAGUAUGAAGGGAGGCAAGAAAGGAGAGGUGGGAAAGGGUGAGAGGGGGAACUUGAGAGAAGAUUUUCCCCCCCUGCUAUGUCUUUCAAUGUUGCUUUCUGUGCUAUAUAGCCUCUCUCUUUAUUUAGAUCUUAAAGCAUAGAGAUGUUUUGACUGGGUUUUAGUAUUCUCUGUGGAGAUGAGGAGAGGAGAAAGAAGAGGAUGUAGAGGAAAGUUGGGGGAGAGGAGGAUGGAGAGAAGUGUUUUAGUUUAAAGUGGAUUAGUCAUGGUGAUGAUGAGAGCGAGGGAUGGUUUAGAGAGAGAGAUGGAAAGGAAGGCUAUGUAAGGAGGAUUAGGGAAAGGGGAUACCUAGUCAGUUGCACAACUGAAUGCAUUCAACUGAAAUGUGUCUUCUGCAUUUAACCCAAUCCCUCUGAAUCAGAGAGGUGCGGGGAGCUUCCUUAAUCGACGUCCACGUCAUCAGAGCCCAGGGAGCAGUUCUUGUUGGGGGUUAAUUGCCUUGCUCAAGGACAGAACGGCAGAUUAUUACACCUUGCCGGCUCAUGGAUUCGAACCAGCGACUGUUCGGUUACUGACCCAAAGCUCUUAACAACCGCAAUGCUACACCAUCCCCCACAGAGAGUCUCUUACUCUUCCCUAACUACCUAUGUUCUAACUGUAACACACACACACACAUGCACAAAGUAGAGACUGUUAGAAACACAUAUUUUAGACGUGUAUGCAUCUAACCUCUUUAGAAAUCACUUACUCGGGUCAGGCAGGAAAAAGUGGUCAGAUAACUAAACAUUCCUCACUCAUUAUAUAGACAUUUAUAGUUUUAUAAUGAAUGGAGGAGGUGCUUUUAGAUCUCUAACACCCAAUUUUCCUGUUUUGGCCUACUGAACAACAUUUUAAGGAGAAACUAGGACAUUAAGUAAUGUAAUUGGAUACAACAUUUAUUAGUUAUAAAGGCAACAAGAGUUCUGAUAGACGGUAAUAUUGUGGUCAUCCCACUAAUGGGUGUUUGUACUCAGAUGGCCCUGUUCUCCGUUUUAAUAUUGAAAUCAUAAAACCCCCAACUUGACACAGUUGCGUAACAACAAAAUGGAAACACCUAUUUCAUCAAUGUCAUGUCAAAUCUAGCAGAAGGGGACAGCUCAAGCCACUUCUCAGAAUUUGGAGUAAAAAAAAAGGGAGAGCUAUAUUAUGAAAGCGGAUGUUUGUACUAACAGGUCCUGUGAUUGGUUGUUUCUCCUAGGGGCCUGGCUCCCCAGAACAAGCCGGAGCUCCAGAAGGUUUUGGAGCAGAGGAAGAGAGAACAGGUUCUCAAGGCCCAGAGGGAGGAGCAGGAGGCCCACACCAAGAGGAGCGACCUGGAGAUAGAAUUAAUGAAGAGACAACAGAAACUAGAACAGGUAAACACACAUUUACAAACAAAUGUAAACCUACAGGUAACUGCCAACAUAAAGGAAACACUUGAGUAAAUUAGGUAUACAAAGUAUAUUGAAAGCAGGUUCUUCCACACAGGUGUGAUUCCUGAGUUAAAUAAAGGUCCAAUGCAGCUGUUUUUAUCUCUAUCAAAUAAUUUCUGGGUAACAAAUAAAUACCUUACUGUGAUUGUUUUCAAUUAAAAUGGUCAAGAAAAACAUAAUCGCUUCUUAGCAAAGAGCAAUUUCUCAAGCAAGAAUUUUGCUCGGACUGUCUGGGAGUGGUCUGAGUGGGAAAGGGAAAACAAGCUUUUAUUGGCAGAGAGGUUUGGAACUAUCUUAUUGGUCUAUUAAGUAAUUUAUCGCCUGGAGACAUCACCAGGCAGGCCAAAACUCCAUCCCACCAAAACAGGCUGAAAUGUAUUUUCAAACAGCUCUUACACUAAAAGGGCAUUAUCAUAAUUUUCACACCUCAAGGUGUGGAAAUAUAUGUAAAACACAGCAAAAUCACAUUUGACUGCACUGUGCCUUUUAAGCAAUUAACAUCCCAUCAUGCUUAGGGUAAUGUAUAAAAAUACUGGGCAGGCCAUUAUUUUGGCUAUCGUGGCUAUGCCCACAUAGGAUGACAAUGUCCCCAUCCACAGGGCACGAGUGGUCACUAAAUAGUUUGAUGAGCAUGAAAACGAUGUAAACCAUAUGCCAUGGUCGUCUCAGUCACCAGAUCUCAACUCAAUUGUACACUUAUGGGAGAUUCUGGAGCAGGGCCUGAGACAGCGUUUUCCACCAUCAACAAAACACCAAAUUAUGGAGUUCCUCGUGGAAGAAUGGUGUCGCAUCCCUCCAAUAAAUGAAAUCAAAUGUCAUUUGACACAUGCGUCAAAUACAAUGGGUGUAGACCUUACAGUGAAAUGCUUACUUACAAGCCCUUAACCAACAAUGCAGUUUUAAGUAAAAAAUAGAUAUGUUAAAAAUAACAAAUAAUUAAAGGGCAGCAGUAAAAUAACAGUAGGGAGGCUAUAUACAGGGGGUACCGGUUAGUUGAGGUAAAUGAGGUAAUAUGUACAUGUGGGUAGACUUAAAGUGAGUAUGCAUAGAUAAUAAACAGAGUAGCAGCAGUGUAAAAGAGGGGGUGGGGUGGAACUUUUUGAGGAUCUGAGGACUCAUGCCAAAUCUAUUCAGUCUCCUGAGGGGGAAUAGGCUUUGUCGUGCCCUCUUCACGACUGUCUUGGUGUGUUUGGACAAUGAUAGUUUGUUGGUGAUGUGGACACCAAGGAACUUGAAGCUCUCAACCUGUUCCAUUACAGCCCUGUCGAUGAGAAUGGGGGCAUGCUCAGUCCUCUUUUUUUCCCCUGUAGUCCACAAUCAUCUCCUUUGUCUUGAUCACGUUGAGGGAGAGGUUGUUACCCUGGCACCACACGGCCAGGUCUCUGACCUCCUCCCUAUCUCAUUGUUGUCGGUCUCAUUGUUGUCGGUGAUCAGGCCUACCACUGUUGUGUCGUCUGCAAACUUAAUGAUGGUGUUGGAGUCGAGCCUGGCCAUGCAGUCAUGAGUGAACAGGGAGUACAGGAGGGGACUGAGCACGUACCACUGAGGAGCCCCCGUGUUUAGGAUCAGCGUGGCAGAUGUUGUUACCUACCCUUACCACCUGGGGGCGGCCGUCAGAGUUCCAGACACUUGUAGAAUCUAUGCCAAGUAGGCUUGGGCAAUAUACUGUUUAUACUGUAUACUGGGGUAUUUCAAAAUACAGAGGGUAUGAUUUUCAAUACCAUGAAAAAAUAUAUAUACUUUUAUUUUUGGGGGGGUUGGGGGUGCGUGCUACACCACUACUUAUAACUAUAAGUUAAGUAUUACUAUAAGAAAUCUAAGACGUCAAAUAAAUUCUAUCCAGCUCGGGGCUCCAGCUAUGCAUUUGGUUUGCUAACUUGCUGGCUAAGUGGCUAGAUACAGCAGAUACAUUCAAUCCCCUCCUCUAUCAAGAUCCCUGUUGCCUAAAUAGUUUUGUAAAUAGAAAAACAAAAUACCCCGGUAUGGUACAGAAACGGUAUGACUGUAUGAAAAUCUGGAUAUCCCCUAACCCUAAUGCCAAGGUGCAUUGCAGCUGUUCUGGCUCGUGGUGGCCCAAUACUUUAUGAAGACACUUUAUGACAGUGUGAGAAAUCAAAUCAAAACUCAAAUCAAAGUUUAUUGGUCUCGUACACAGAUUUGCAGGUGUUAUGUCAGGUGCAGCAAAAUGCGUAUGUUACAGCUCCAACAGUGCAGUAGAAUGUCUCGCAAAUACAAUACACAAAUAAUAAAAAUAGAAAUCUAAACAACAAAUCAAGAAAUAACAAUCCAUAUAUUUGUGAGCAUGUGUGAGAAUCCAGAAUAUAAGUAUGUGGUGUGUGUGUAUAGAUAGUAUAUCAUUUGGAAAAUAAAAUGGUAUAUACAGCAGUAGAUAUAUUAGGAUGAGCUACAUUGAGAAUAGUGUUCAGACCCCUUGACUUUUUCCACAUUUUGUUACGUUACAGCUUAUUCAAAACUUUUUUAUUUUUUUAUACUCAUCAAUCUACACACAAUACCCCAUAAUGACAAAGCGAAAACAGGUUAUUAGAAAUGUUUGCAGAUUUAUUGAAAUUAAAAACAGAAAUACCUUAUUUACAUACAGUAAGUAUUCAGACCCUUUGCUAUGAGACUCGAAAUUGAGCUCAGGUGCAUCCUGUUUCCAUUGAUCAUCCUUGAGAUGUUUCUACAACUUGAUUGGAGUCCACAUGUGGUAAAUUCAAUUGAUUUAACAUGAUUUGGAAAGGCACACACCUGUCUAUAUAAGUUGACAGUGCAUGUCAGAGCAAUAACCAAGCCAUGAGGUCGAAGGAAUUGUCCAAAGAGCUCCGAGACAAUUUUGUCGAGGCACGGAUCUGCGGAAGGGUACCAAAAAAUGUCUGCAGAAUUACAUUUACACUACAUUUUCGUCAUUUAGCAGACGCUCUUAUCCAGAGCGACUUACAAAUUGGUGCAUUCACCUUAUGAUAGCCAGUGGGACAACCACUUUACAAUAUUUUUUUUUGGGGGUGGGGUAAGGGGGGGUAGAAGGAUUACUUUAUCCUAUCCCAGGUAUUCCUUAAAGAGGUGGGGUUUCAAAUGUCUCCGGAAGGUGGUGAGUGACUCCACUGUCCUGGCGUCGUGAGGGAGCUUGUUCCACCAUUGGGGUGCCAGAGCAGCGAACAGUUUUGACUGGGCUGAGCGGGAACUGUGCUUCCGCAGAGGUAGGGGGGCCAGCAGGCCAGAGGUGGAUGAACGCAAUGCCCUCAUUUGGAUGUAGGGACUGAUGUGAGCCUAAAGGUACGGAGGUGCCGUUCCCCUCACAGCUCCGUAGGCAAGCACCAUGGUCUUGUAGCAGAUGCGAGCUUCAACUGGAAGCCAGUGGAGUGUGCGGAGGAGCGGGGUGACGUGAGAGAACUUGGGAAGGUUGAACACCAGACGGGCUGCGGUGUUCUGGAUGAGUUGUAGGGGUUUAAUGGCACACGCAGGGAGCCCAGCCAACAGCGAGUUGCAGUAAUCCAGACGGGAGAUGACAAGUGCCUGGAUUAGGACCUGUGCCGCUUCCUGUGUAAGGCAGAGUCGUACUCUCCGAAUGUUGUAGAGCAUGAACCUACAGGAUCGGGUCACCGCCUUGAUGUUAGCGGAGAACGACAGGGUGUUGUCCAGGGUCAUGCCAAGGCUCUUCGCACACUGGGAGGAGGACACAACGGAGUUGUCAACCGUGAUGGCGAGAUCGUGGAACGCGGCAGUCCUUCCCUGGGAGGAAGAGCAGCUCCGUCUUGCCGAGGUUCAGCUUGAGGUGGUGAUCCGUCAUCCACACUGAUAUGUCUGCCAGAUAUGCAGAGAUGCGAUUCGCCACCUGGUUAUCAGAAGAAGGAAAGGAGAAGAUUAAUUGUGUGUCGUCUGCGUAGCAAUGAUAGGAGAGGCCAUGUGAGGAUAAGACAGAGCCAAGUGACUUGAUGUAUAGCGAGAAUAGGAGAGGGCCUAGAACUGAGCCCUGGGGGACACCAGUGAUGAGAGCAGGUGGUGCGGAGACAGAUUCUCCGGGGGGGGAUUCAUUAGGGAGGAGAAAGUGGCAAAGAGCUUCCUAGGGUUAGAGGCAAAUGCUUUGAAUUUAGAGUGGUAGAAAGUGGCUUUAGCAGCAGAAACAGAGGAAGAAAAUGUAGAGAGGAGGGAGUGAAAAGAUGCCAGGUCCGCAGGGAGUCUAGUUUUCCUCCAUUUCCUCUCGGCUUCCCGGAGCCCUGUUCUGUGAGCUCGCAAUGAGUCGUCAAGCCACGGAGCAGGAGGGUAGGACCGAGCCUGCCGGGAGGAGAGGACAUAGAAAGUCAAAGGAUGCAGAAAGGGAGGAGAGGAGGGUUGAGGAGGCUGAAUCAGGAGAUUGGAGGGAGAAGGAUUGAGCAGAGUGAAGAGAUGAUAGGAUGGAAGAGGAGAGAGUAGCGGGAGAGAGAGAGCGAAUGUUGCGACAGCGCAUUACCAUCUGAGUAGGGGCAGAGUGAGUAGAGUUGGAGGAGAGCGAGAGAGAAAAGGAUACAAAGUAGUGGUCGGAGACUUGGAGGGGAGUUGCAGUGAGAUUAGUAGAAGAACAGCAUCUAGUAAAGAUGAGGUCAAGCGUAUUGCCUGCCUUGUGAGUAGGGGGGGACGGUGAGAGGGUGAGGUCAAAAGAGGAGAGGAGUGGAAAGAAGGAGGCAGAGAGAAAUUAGUCAAAGGUAGACGUAGGGAGAUUAAAGUCACCCAGAACUGUGAGGGGUGAGCCAUCCUCAGGAAAGUAACUUGUCAAGCUCAUUGAUGAACUCUCCAAGGGAACCUGGAGGGCGAUAAAUGAUAAGGAUGUUAAGCUUAAAUGGGCUAGUGACUGUGACAGCAUGGAAUUCAAAUGAGGAGAUAGACAGAUGGGUCAGGGGAGAAAGAGAGAAUGUCCACUUGGGAGAGAUGAGGAUUCCUGUGCCACCACCCCGCUGACCAGAUGCUCUCGGGGUAUGCGAGAACUCAUGGUCAGACGAGGAGAGAGCAGUAGGAGUAGCAGUGUUUUCUGUGAUAAUCCAUGUUUCCGUCAGCGCCAAGAAGUCGAGGGACUGGAGAGUAGCAUAGGCUGAGAUGAACUCUGCCUUGUUGGCCGCAGAACGGCAGUUCCAGAGGCUGCCAGAGACCUGGAAUUCCACGUGGGUCGUGCGUGCAGGGACCACCAGGUUAGAGUGGCAGCAGCCACGCGGUGUGAGGCGUUUGUAUAGCCUGUGCGGAGAGGAGAGAACAGGGAUAGACAGACACAUAGUUGACAGGCUACAGAAAAUGGCUACAAUAAUGCAAAGGAGAUCGGAAUGAAAUGAACUAAACAUCUGGGAAAGCGAGAGAGCGGGGCCUCCCUCACUUACGUUUCACUGAAACACUCAAAUAUAACUCUCCCAACUUCCACUUUAGAAAUUAUAAUUGUUGUAAACUACAGCGGUUCAAUGUUUUCUAGGAAUAGACUACAUUUAUUUUUUUUUUGCGGGGGGGUGGGGAUGGAUCAGCUUAAUAUUGCAGAUAGAUUGUAUCUUUUAUCAAUGUCAUUGUCUGCAUCACUUCCAAUCCCCCAUGUUUAUUUUUUUAUUUUUUAUAUAUAUACUCCCCUUUAUUACUUUUCAACCCCACCAUCCUUUCCCUACUUGGAGUAAAUUAGUGAACAACAAUGCCCAGGCGUCUACUUCCGGUCUAUACUUACUAUCUACACCUUAUGGACAGAGUUCAUUUUACAAUAAUUCUAUUAUAUAUAUAUAGACUAGAAUAGACUAACUUAGUUUAUUCAGGAAGCUAACUUGGUACAGUAUUCUUCCGUGAAAACCGUCCAGGGCACACCGACUCCUAUGACGCCAUAGCCAACUAGCAUGCCAGGCUCCAAUAACACGGUUUAGCACCAAUACUCGGUUACAACAAACCGCCAGUGUGUUAACACGGCAAGCAGAUUAUUCGUGUCCGUGUCUAACGUUGUGUAAAGUUUUGGGUUAGUUUUGACAGUUUGAGUGAGUCCGUCGUCAACUUAUUCAGCCAGUUAGUUAGCUAGAAUAGUUAGCAUACUAGCUAGCCAUUGCUCUCUGCCAACGAAAAAAACCCUCUUCCCACGGCACGAACACACAGAGAGAGCCAUGCUAACGUUAACUAGUCACCCAUGUCCCGAAUUCCCUUGAACGACUCUGGUUACCAGUAUGUAAAAACAAAACACAAAUGUAGGUUAUAACUUACCCUUAGUAGCUACUGUUAGCCAGUUAAGUGCAAAGCUAGCCACUGAAUAGAUUCAGCCAUUUCACGUCUGUUCGCUAGGUCGUUCCAGCUAUUGUCUAGUUAGCUAUCCAGGUAGCAACAAGCUAGCUACAAUUAAAGGUCCCCAAGAACACAGCGGCCUUCAUCAUUCUUAAAUGGAAGAAGUUUGGAACCACCAAGACUCUUCCUAGAGCUGGCUGCCCAGAGAAGGGCCUUGGUCAGGGAGGUGGCCAAGACCCCGAUUGUCACUCUGACAGUGCUCCAGAGUUCCUCUGUGGAGAUGGGAGAACCUUCCAGAAGGACAACCAUCUCUGCAGCACUCUACCAAUCAGGCCUUUAUGGUAGAGCGGCCUGACGGAAGCCACUCCUCAGUAAAAGGCACAUGACAGUAAAAUGGCUACUGUUAUUUUACUGCUGCUCUUUAAAUAUUUUUUACUUAUCCAUUUUUUACUUAACACUUAUUUUUCUUAAAACUGCAUUGUUGGUUAAGGGCUUGUAAGUAAGCAUUUCAGUGUAAGGUCUACACCUGUUGUAUUUGGCGCAUGUGACAAAUACACUUGGAUUUUGCCAAAAGGCACCUAAAGGACUCCCAGACCAUGAGAAACAAGAUUCUCUGGUCUGUUGAAACCAAGAUUGAACUCUUUGGCCUGAAUGCCAAGCCUCACGUCUGGAGGAAAACUGGCACCAUCCCUACCAUGAAGCAUGAUGGCCGCAGCAUCAUGCUGUGGGGAUGUUUUUCAGUGGCAGGGACUGGGAGACUAGUCAGGAUAGAGGGAAAGAUUAACGGAGCAAAGUACAGAGAGAUCCUUGAUGAAAACCUGCUCCAAAGAGCUCAGGACCUCAGACUGGGGCGACCGUUCACCUUCCAACAGGACAACUACCCUAAGCACACAGCCAAGACAACACAGGAGUGGCUUCGGGACAAGUCUCUGACUGUCCUUGAGUGGUCCAGCCAGAUCCCGGACUUGAUCCCGAUCGAACAUCACUGGAGAGACCUAAAUAGCUAUGCAGCGACGCUCCCCAUCCAACCUGACAGAGCUUGAGAGGAUCUGCAGAGAACAAUAGGAGAAACUCCCCAAAUACAGGUGUGCCAAGCUUGUAGCGUCAUACCCAAGAAGACUCAAGGUUGUAAUCGCUGCCAAAGGUGCUUCAACAAAGUACUGAGUAAAGGGUCUGAAUACUUAUGUAAAUGUGAUAUUUCCGUUUUGUAUUUUUUAUAAAUUUGCAAAAAUGUAUAAAUCACUGUUUUUGCUUAGUCAUUAUGGGGUAUUGUGUGUGGAUUGAGAUAAAAAAAUAUUAUACAUAUUUAGAAUAAGGCUUUAACGUAAAAAAAUGCGGAAAAUGUCAAUGGGUCGGAAUACUUUCCGAAUGCACUGUAUACUGCAAUUACACAGUGUGUAAACAACGGUAUAUAAACAGAAUAUUAGGUGACCAGCGUUCAUUGACUCUAUACAUGGGGCAUUAGUCUCAAGGUGCAGGGCUGAGUACUGGGCAGGUAGCCAGCUAGUGAUGGCUGUUCAACAGUCUGAUGGCCUGGCAAUAGAAGCUGUUUCUCAGUCCCAGCUCUGAUGCACCUGUACCGGCUCUGUCUGCUAGAUGGUAGCAGAGUGAAAGAGCUCAACAAAGAGAUAAGCAGAGAGUUGGGGAGCAGCACCCUGUAUGGCAGCAGUUCUUACAGUACAAUCAGAGCAUGAAAGUCCUCAUCCUGUUCAAGAUAGUGUUUUGACCCACUUCAGGUCUUGUCCUUGUGGUGUGUACUGUGUGGGUCUCACAUAGGGCUGUUACAGUGACCGUAUUACCGCCACACCGGCGGUCACGAGACAUGACGGCAGUCAAAUUCCACGUGACUGUUUAGUCACGAUAAUUAGGCUUCUCCUAGCUCUGAUGCAGCUGAUGGUCAUUAGUAGCCUACCAAACUUGCGAACUGCCUGGUACUCAGCACUCUAUUGUCCCUCUAAUCACUCUGACAUCAAUGCAAAUGUAAUCGAAAUCUAAUCCAGCACUUCAUGAGAGCCCAUGAGCUCAUGUUUCGCAACAUUUCUAUAGGCUAUGCAAUUGCGUGAAAAACAGAGUUUUGAUGGCCUCUAUUAAAAAGAGGAGGAUCCCAUCAACUUUCUUAUUUCUCAACUUUCCUAAUAUUAAGCACAUUGCUUCUCUUUACAACAGGAGUAUAGCCUACCUGGCUGGCAUGAAAAUAAUAUGGAGGCGAAGAGAAAAUGAACCACUUAAAAGCAUCCUCCAUUCACUAUUUAAGUGCAUAGAUUACAUGUAUUUGUUCCCCCUGCCCCUGUUUCGAGACAGGUGCAUGAUGGUCCAUUCUAAAUCAAAACAAAUUUCACACAUAUAUUAUUUAGUAUAUGUAAAGACAAUAUUAAAUCAAGAAUAGUCUGAUGGGUGACAAUAUUAGCCUAUCACUUGUGAAUAAUGCCCAGCUUGUGUGCAGUAAGGAAAACAGCACAUGCCUUUUUUAUGCAACUUUUUAAAAUCAUAGUCCCACACCUCCUGUAGCCUAGCCCGUAGGCCUAUAUGUUUUAAUAAGGUUAGUAUCACAACUAAAGUGGCCAAAUAACUUCUUAAAAUUAACCACAUGAAUUCGCUUUACAACGGGUGUAGAGCCUAACUGGCAUACAUACACAGUACAUGAGUUUCAAGUUUGGGGAAGAUCAUUUUCACCAUAGAAAAGCACCUUUAUAAUAAAAGCAUUACAUGCAUAAUCGCAUUUGCGGUCACUUUUGGGAAUGGUGUUUUCCCGCUAAUUAAUUGCAUUUUGGAACAGUUGCGCGUAUAGCCUACUGCCCUGUGCGCAUUGCUGUGCUUAUAAUGUGAAGAAGGCCCUGUGUAGCUCAGUUGGUAGAGCAUGGCGCUUGCAACGCCAGGGUUGUGGGUUCGAUUCCCACGGGGGGCCAGUAAGAAAAAAUGUAUGCACUCACUUAACUGUAAGUCGCUCUGGAUAAGAGCGUCUGCUAAAUGACUAAAAUGUAAAUGUAAAAUGUAAGAAAUAGCCUAAUAGUUUAUCAAAAAUUUUAAGCAAAACUUUCUGAUCUGCUGCAUGAGCCUCAUUUCUUAAAAAAGCUUAUUUAGUGCUAGUGGUUGUAUUAAUUUGGGAUCUAUCACAUCUCACAACUUUCCCAGACUAUGUUUGGAAUAUUUCUUUCUCGCAAAGAAUAGAAUAGGUAAACGUUUGUAAUAUGGGGAUAAUAGAUUGACGUAGGCUAGUGCUUUUGCUGUUCGUUAGGCCUACUCAUCUUGUUAGCUGAUGUAAAUGCGGACAGUUCUUCCAACAUCUUCAAUAUGCGCCUCGGAAUUGGAUAAGGACAGUCUGCAGUUGUGUCCCCGAUGUGUCUGUCUGCACUUGUAGCCUGUGAGAAGGACCCGAUCACAUGACGGGCAUUGGCUAAUAAGAAUUGAGCUAUCUGAGAGAGCCAUGUGAGUGAGAGGUGCUUUGGGAGAAGGGAAUUAUAAUUAUUAUAUUCAGCCCAAGGGCACAAUGGCCAAUGGCCGCAAAAGGCAUGGACUUUUUUAGGGGGCAUUAUGGCCACACAAAGGGGAUGCCGCUGGGAAAUUUGAGGCUUGUCAAAUUGUGAAUGAAAGACUGAUGACGUGUGUGCAGCCUGUGCAAAAAAACUAAGCAGAGCUCAUGGGACUUUUUUCAAAUCAUCAUUAGUCACAUCAUGCAGCCUUAGAAUGUAUUACAAAUCAAAACAUAUAGCCCAACGUUUGUAUCUCAACUAAAGUUGCAUAAAUAACUCUAAAUUAAGCAUAUAGGAGGACCAGUUUAUUUCUUAACCACUCAACACAGAAUAGCCGAAUGUAUGCACUCCCUCAAAUAGUUUGGAGAAAAUAUCCUUUCUAUUUCAUUCAGCUAUGUUCAGUUGUAUUCUUCAUACUAUAAAUUAAUAUAAAAUAAUGCAUCGGAAUUCUAAGCUAAUCUUGUCUGCUAAAUUAACUAGUGUAGCCCAUAGCCAUAUGGCAUAGCCAGAUCAGGGCCUAACAACAUAAGGACAACUCAGAUUAUGCUAUUCUGUUCUUCUGAAAUGCACUACAUUUUCUUUAGACCUGUUUUAAAACAAAUAAUGGAUUUAUUGUGAUUGUGUAGGCUAUAUUACAUGGAUUUAUUAGACUUUUUAAAAUGUAGCAGUUCCAAAGGUUUGCAUCAGUGGCUUGUAGGCUAUGCGUGGAAGCCAGGAGAUGCUAAAUGUGUUUGUUAAUUAACAGUCAAUUACCAUGGGACUGGCAGUUAUUUGCUUGACAAUCACCGGCUGACAAAAUGUUAUGGCCACUACAGCCCUAAUCUCACACACAGAUCACCCUGAUACAAUACUGGCAGCUCAACACACACACACAAACAAUGUACUUGUACUAACAUUUAACCUAACAUACUUCUCUGUCUGUGUGUUUAGCUGGAGUUGGACCAGCAGAAGGAUGAGGAGGAGCAGGAGAACACCCCUGAGUUUGUGAAGAUGAAGAGCAAUCUGAGGAGGACCAAGCAGGAGGCUAAUGGGGAGGAACGUACCACUUAG
This is a messenger RNA of Coregonus sp. 'balchen', 13431 nucleotides long. Lineage: Eukaryota; Metazoa; Chordata; Actinopteri; Salmoniformes; Salmonidae. The record is from the annotation of a GenBank genome assembly.